AGUUAGAAACGUUGCAGGUUUGUGCACAUAGUACGUGCUGAAAACUAGACAUAACAACAUGGGGAAGGACUAUUACAAAGUUCUUGGUGUAGCCAAAGGCGCGUCCGACGAUGAAAUUAAAAAGGGAUACAGGAAGAUGGCACUGAAAUAUCACCCUGAUAAAAACAAGUCACCUGGAGCGGAGGAGAAAUUCAAGGAGAUUGCUGAGGCAUAUGACGUACUUAGUGACAAGAAGAAAAAGGAAAUAUAUGAUAAGUAUGGAGAGGAAGGUCUGAGGAAUGGUGGCCCCUCAGGGGGUGGGGGUCCUGCUGGUCCGGGCACAUAUAGUUACUCUUUCCAGGGAAACCCUCGCGAAACGUUCCGGAUGUUUUUCGGCACUGACAAUCCAUUUGACAACUUUUUCCACCCGGGGGCCGGUUUUGGCCCGGGUAUGGGUGGGUCCCGUCAGUACCAGUUUGGACAUCCAGGUCAGGAGGAUAUGGACAUUGAUGAAGAUCCGUUUGGUUUCGGCGGUCACGGGAUGCAUGGACACCAUAUGGGACCGAACGUACGAGGAAGGAAACGUCAGGACCCAGCUGUUGUCAAGGAUCUACAUGUUACAUUAGAGGAUAUCCACAGAGGAACCACUAAAAAAUUGAAAAUAACAAGACGAGUUUUAAAUCCGGACGGUAAAACAACAAGAAUAGAGGACAAAAUAUUAACAAUUGAUGUAAAACCCGGUUGGAAAGCUGGUACGAAGAUCACAUUCCCAAAGGAAGGUGACCAGUCUCCAAAUAGUGUUCCUGCUGAUGUUGUGUUUGUGAUAAAGGACAAACCCCACCCACAGUUUGCUAGGGAUGGAAGUGAUAUAACAUACAAAGCCAAAAUACCACUACGAGAUUCUCUGUGUGGAACAACAGUUCAAGUACCAACAAUUGAUGGACGGAAAAUACCUCUCAGAUUAACGGAUGUAGUGAAACCAAACAGUGUUAAGCGUAUACAGGGUGAAGGACUACCUCUACCCAAACAACCCAAUAAGCGCGGGGACCUGAUAGUUCAAUUUGAUGUGACAUUUCCUAACCACAUAUCAUCUACAGCUAAGGAAAUUUUAUCCGACUGCCUGCCGAGGUGAUAAGUGUAUGGCAGUGAUGUGAAACUCUAAUAGCAGUUGUGUGAUUACUUGGUACACCUGUACAGACAAGGCCCAAGUUACUUACAGCGUGUGUGACUUCAUUCAAGUGCUCAUUUUUUAUGUGGCGCUGAAUGAUUACUAAUACUCUUCAAGAUGUCGGACAGUGCUCUUUUAUGUGUGAUUUAUUUAUUGAUACAAUAAUCAUGCACUCAUAACACUCUUAAACCAAACUCUAUGUAUAGGAAUGUCGGAGCCAUAGUCAGUCAUGCAUGAAAUCACAACUAGAGCAUAACAUAUCAUAUACAGUAUUUCCUACGAUGUUACUGGUUUUGUUAAGGAGUGCUGAAAAUGACAAUGUAUCCUCAUUUCAAACGAUUAUCUCAUUCAAUAUAGGUUAUUAGCUUUUCAGUAUUAUAAUAGUUGUGUAUUUAAAAGCUUUGAUUGUAGUUUCCAGAGCCCAAGAGGUGAGUCACAUUUAGGAAAACAAUGUGUGGGUUUAAAACCUGAAAUUCAACUUGACCGAUAUUGUGUUUAUAAUAAUAGAUCUGGAGGAAAGAGGAGGAGUUACCAGUUUGCAAUAUGAUCAAUUAACUGACUGCCCACUGAAUUACCUUGUUAUGAUAUUGUGACACACCCUGUAUUUAAUGUACAUGUUAAGGAUUGCCGAAAUAGAGACUUAUUUUAAUUAUUAAAUUAUUGAAACUAAGUAGAUACAAAAUUGUUCUAGUCUUAUUGAAUAAUAUAGUAUAGUUUUUAAUGUAAACAUUUGAAUUCAAACUAAUGUAUACAAAAUUAAGCGGGCAUUUUUUGGGGGUGGGGUCCCUCGAUGUAUAGGAUUCUUGCACAAUGCAUUUUAUUUCAUUAAUAUAUGAAUUGAUUUUGAAAAGGUAUAAAUUUAUAUUCAUUUUAUACAGAUCUUGUUACUUGUCAAGAACAUUAGGGUGAUCAUUGUUUUUAUGUAUAAAUAUCAAUAGAUCAAUACUUAUGUUGAUAUUGUUUCAUUGUCAUAUGUUUUGCCAGUCAACACAUGAGUGAAUAUAUAGUAGAAAAUGAUUUGUAAUUUAGACCUUGAUUUCUAAAGGCUGUAAACUUGAAAUCUAGAGGAAAAUGCAAUGUAGUUUGCAAAUAGCUAUUAUAUCUUUAGCUAACAUUGUUAUGUAGAGAAGUGAUUUCCAGGAUACAAGAAUAUACCAUAUACAUGUAGCGUAAAGGCCUUGGUAAAAAUCAUAAAGCAGUUAUUUCUAUUAGUUCUCGGACGAUAAUCCAGCAAUGUAACCUGUAAUACAAUGUAUAGAUUUUCAUAACCACAAGCACUGUAGUUUGUGUCAGCUAAAGAAAAUAUUAUUGCCAGGAAACAAGACUUGUAUGCCUAAUAGUGUAAGCUGUUGAUAUAUUUUGUUAGUAAAAGUGUAAUUUGACACAUGCUGAAGUGAUGAUGUUGUGGACUAAUCCGACGGUACAAUUUACAUUUGUAUCUCGUCUUAUGAUUUAUAUCAACUCGGUGUUCAUGAAAAAUAACAAAUUUUCUUCACAUUUUCUGAAAAUCUAACAAUGUUAACCUUAGGCAAAAUUAAUGUCAUUUUGACGCAAGUAUUCAUCUGAAUACUGACAAAGGAGUCAUGAAUUGGUUGUAAUGAUACAUACAUAAGUGUUUCUUAAUCAUGAGCUCAAGGCCGGUGAUGAGAACUUCGGGUUAUGGAGGUUUAUAUAGGACAACCAGCUAGGUAAUCAGCUGAUCAGUGAGAUAGGACUCCAUAAAUACAGUAGCUGAAGGCCUCUUUAGACAAAUGUGUAACUGCCAGGACUAUUUUUCACUGGUUCUCUGUGAUAUGUCUAUAUCUCACUGCUUACAUGUGAUGUGCCUUGGGUACUGGAGCAGGGCCAGAGUGUGGCUUGUAUUCGGAACACCUUGGCCUCAUCUUUACUUGUUCAGGUAUUCCUAGUGUGUGCCUGGAGGGAGUUUUUGUAAUCUGCUGGCAUCCUCUAAAACAUGGCAUGUUUGCUCAAGUAGACUACCUCUUAUUUCAUGUAUAUGUGUAAUACAUGUUUUGGGCAUUUUUAUCAUAACUAAUGAAGAAACUGAUCCGAUACUAAAAAGUUGGUUCUUAUUAUAAAUUAUAGUUACUGAAAAGUUGAGCAAGAUGGUCAUGAUUUUUGGGCUGCAUUUGGGUUGAGGCCAUGUGUUAGAGGCUGCUGUGUGAUUCACCAUCACUCUAUCUGUAGAAUGUAAUGCAGAGUAACUCACCAACAGCCUAUCCUAGUCAUGUUAUUUUGCUGAUUUUUUUUGUUGUAUUCUUUUUAUGUAUAUAAGAUAUGAAAGAAGCUGUUGAUGCUAUAAUUUUUGAGUGAUUUAGUGCAAAAGUUUGGUGAAAGAUGAGUGAUCGUAUAAGAAGCAGAUAUAGAUAUGUAUGGCAGCGAUUCUUUUCAUUAUAUUGUAUAAAUAAAAAGGCUUGUUAUGUCUUAAUCUA
Ylistrum balloti is the source of this 3579-nucleotide messenger RNA. RefSeq names its product dnaJ homolog subfamily B member 4-like. Gene Ontology annotation, cellular component: cytosol. The record is from RefSeq and is a predicted model, not a curated record. Gene Ontology annotation, biological process: negative regulation of transcription by RNA polymerase II. The transcript has 2 exons. Gene Ontology annotation, molecular function: protein-folding chaperone binding. NCBI's taxonomy places the organism in Eukaryota, Metazoa, Mollusca, Bivalvia, Pectinida, Pectinidae. The coding region runs from base 59 to 1111 and encodes 350 amino acids.